UUGGCCCUCGUGACAGUAAUUGAUGGCCGGUGGGAAGGUAUAAAAGCAGCCGCCCGGCCGUGCGUCCACCAGACAGCUCAGGCAGCAGCUUUCUGCGGCGGACCACGGCCCCGCCACACUGCCCUUGCACACCCCACCAGUGAUCUGAGCCAGACACAGCCCAACUGCUGACUGCGGACCCCCACCCUCCUUGCCGGACCUUCCCGGGGGCUUCCCGUGGAUUGGCCUGUCCUUGCUCACCUACCCUCCUUGCCACCUCCAGACUCUCUCAGCUACAGGUGGCUGCCUCCCUCGCCACAGCAUGAGGUCCCGGCUUCUGCUCUCGGUGGCCCAUCUGCCCACAAUUCGGGAGACCUCGGAGGAGACACUGCCCAGGGGGCCCGGGCAAGAGCCCCCCGGCUCCCCCACCCUGGACGACUACGUGAGAUCCAUCUGUCAGCUGGCGCAGCCCACCUCCCUGCUGGACGAGGCCCCAGCAUGCAGCCAACUCGGGCGACCCCACCGGCCAGCCAGGGCCUGCGAGAAGAACCCUCCCGCGUCAUCCCUGCAGGACAUCACCUCCCACUUCAGCGGCCAGCAGCCCACACUGCCUGCGGCUGGCACCACUGACCCCCUGGACUGGCUCUUUGGGGAGUCCCAGGAAAAGCAGCCAAAUAGGAGGACUGGCCCCUCUUCGGGCCCUUGGGGUCCACACAGACAGACGGACAGCGGCAAGGCCAGGGGGGUGCCCAGAGGGAGGCUCUGUGAAGCCAGGGCACCAGGGCACUCCCUGGCAAGACUGUCCUGGGAUGGGUACCAGGGCCCGGGUGUGAAAAGCCGGACUGGUGGGCAGCCCGGCCGGGCCACAGCCUCCCCCCGCAGCCCCCGCCCUAGCAGCAUCCUCCGGACUCUCUACUCACACCUCCCGGUCAUCCAUGAACUCUGACCCCUCCCCAAUAAAGGCUUCUGUGGAAAGCAA
Tupaia belangeri chinensis (Chinese tree shrew) is the source of this 958-nucleotide messenger RNA. It is a transcript of the gene DEPP1, whose product is annotated as DEPP autophagy regulator 1. Gene Ontology annotation, biological process: regulation of autophagy. The coding region runs from base 302 to 925 and encodes 207 amino acids. Lineage: Eukaryota; Metazoa; Chordata; Mammalia; Scandentia; Tupaiidae. The transcript has 2 exons. The record is from RefSeq and is a predicted model, not a curated record. Gene Ontology annotation, cellular component: mitochondrion.